CUGAGGUGGAGGCUGGGGCUGGAGGCCAUGGGGUUGGCCCGACCCCUGACCUGGUUGUUGGGCCUGCCUACUGCAGUGGUCUAUGGCUCCUUGGCCCUCUUCAUCUCCGUUCUGCACAACGUGUUCCUGCUCUACUAUGUGGACACCUUCGUGUCAGUGUACAAGAUCAACAAGGCAGGCUUCUGGGUUGGAGAGACGGUGUUUCUCCUCUGGAACAGCCUCAACGAUCCUCUCUUCGGAUGGCUCAGUGACCGCCAGUUCCUCAGCUCCCAGCCCCGGUUGGCUGCUGGGCUGUCCUCAAGAGCUGUGGUGCUGACACGGGUGCAGGCGCUGAGCUGGCAUGGACCAUUGUUUGCACUGUCGUUCCUGGCAUUCUGGGUGCCCUGGGCCCCAGCUGGCCUGCAGUUCUUGCUGUGCCUGUGCCUCUAUGAUGGUUUCCUGACGCUUGUGGACCUGCACCAUCAUGCCUUGCUGGCUGACCUGGCCCUCUCAGCCCACGAUCGUACCCACCUCAACUUCUACUGCUCCCUCUUCAGUGCUGCUGGCUCCCUCUCUGUCUUUGCCUCCUACGCCUUCUGGAACAAGGAGAACUUCGCCUCUUUUCGCGCCUUUUGUGUGGCACUGGCCUUUGGCUCUGGGCUGGGCUUUGUGGGGGCCACAUGGCUGCUGAGGAGGCGAAUUGAGGCAGCUGGCAGGGAGCCAGGAUACCCAACCCUAGCUGUGGAUGGCGGCCUGUGUGGAGAGGAACUGCUUGUGGGCGGCGAGGAAGCGGGCAGCAUCACCUUGGGCCAGUACCUCCGGCAGCUGGCACGCCACCGGAACUUCCUGUGGUUCGUGGGCAUGGAUCUGGUACAGGUCUUUCACUGCCACUUCAACAGCAACUUCUUCCCCCUCUUCCUGGAGCACCUGUUGGCAGACCACAUCUCCCUGUCCACUGGCUCUUUCCUGUUGGGCAUCUCCUACGUUGCUCCGCAUCUCAACAACCUCUACUUCUUGCCCCUGUGCCGGCGAUGGGGCGUUUACUCUGUAGUGCGAGGACUCUUCCUGCUCAAGCUGGGCCUUAGCCUACUCAUGCUGUUGGCUGGCCCUGACCACCUCAGCCUGCUCUGCCUCUUCAUUGCCAGUAACCGUGUCUUCACUGAAGGCACCUGUAAGCUGCUGACCUUGGUGGUCACUGACCUGGUAGACGAGGACAUGGUGCUGAACCACCGUAAGCAGGCGGCCUCGGCGCUUCUCUUUGGCAUGGUUGCCCUGGUGACCAAACCAGGCCAGACCUUUGCCCCACUCUUGGGUACCUGGCUGCUCUGCUUCUACACAGGUCAUGAUCUCUUCCAGCAGGCCCCACUGGCCCCCGUGGGGAGUGCCCAACCCUGGCCAGAGCCCCCAGCCCCACCCCCUGCCCAGGCCCCAACACUCCGCCAGGGCUGCUUCUACCUGCUGGUGUUGGUGCCCAUCACCUGUGCUCUGCUGCAGCUGUUCACCUGGUCCCAGUUCACACUGCAUGGGAGACGCCUGCACACGGUCAAAGCCCAGCGCCAGCACCUGUCACAGGCUCAAAGCCUGGAUGUGAAGACGGUGUGAGAAGUGGGGCAAGGCCAGCUGGGCAGGACACUGCCCACAGUCCUGGGGAGAAGCCUCUUU
Chrysochloris asiatica (Cape golden mole) is the source of this 1641-nucleotide messenger RNA. It is a transcript of the gene SLC68A1, whose product is annotated as transmembrane protein 180. Lineage: Eukaryota; Metazoa; Chordata; Mammalia; Afrosoricida; Chrysochloridae. The coding region runs from base 28 to 1581 and encodes 517 amino acids. The record is from RefSeq and is a predicted model, not a curated record. The transcript is spliced from 8 exons.